UAUACACAAACGUACUGAUCUAUACUCUCUCCUUUUUUUUUGUUGUGAAAUGUAAAGGGCCGCCGGUAAAACCAUCCCUGAGAGGAGAGGAAAGAACAAAAACCAAACACACACACACACACACACGAACGAAAUUUAUAAGAGACGAUCAUCAACAUUAACGUCAAUACAUGGGGCGUCGUCUCUUCAGCUGUUUAGGCAAGGUUUCAUCUUCAUCGCGAGUUCAAGGCAAAAACAACGGAACAGUAGUCGAUUCAUCGGCGGCGACUUGUCCCGACGGACCUGUCUUGGUGGAAUUGUUUUCUUCUCAGGGAUGUGCGACGUCAUCCGAGGCGGAGCUUUUGUUGUCGAGGUUGGUGAGGGGUGAUUACCAGCUGGAUGCACCGGUGUUGGUGUUGUCUUAUCAUGUUGAUAAUAUGGGAGGGAAAGAUCCGUACGCUUCGAGUAAGUGGACGGUGAGACAAAAAGCUUACGUCCAGGCAUUGAAGAUCGAUGAUAUGUUUAUCCCUCGGGUUGUGGUUCAAGGUAGAGCUCAUUGUCCGGCUAAUGAAGAAGAUGCUUUGUUAUCUACCAUUGCUAGUGCUCCAAGGUUUCCUGCUCCAAAAUUCAAGGCUAAUUUCCAAAGGCCAACAUCAGAGACCUUGGAAGUAACCCUAACCGGAGUGUUACGGUACAAGGUAGACAACAAUGUUGACAACGUAAUGGUGGCUUUAUAUGAGAGCGGGUUGGUGAAUGAGUGCCUUAACGGAGAGAACAAGGGAAAGACCCUUUACAAUGAUUUCGUCGUUCGGAAACUCGAAAAGCUCCAUACCAUGGAAGACAUCUCUGCGAUGAAGACACUCUCCGUCACCGUCAGAUUCACUCUCUGGGAUGGUUUCAACAGCAACAAAUGUUCCAUUGUUGUCUUCGUUCAAAACAUUUCUCAGCAAAUCUUUGGUUCCCAAAACUUCCAAUUGCCUGAUGAUUUAUGAAAAAAAAAUGUGUUGAAAUUUUUUUUAAUGGUGAAAAAGUAUGUGUAUUUUUUUUGGAUAUGAAUUUGUUUAAAAAGGCAAAUUAUGUUCUCGUAUCAAAUCUUGUUGGAAUGAAUAUUC
This is a messenger RNA of Gossypium raimondii (Peruvian cotton), 1091 nucleotides long. RefSeq lists its product as hypothetical. The record is from RefSeq and is a predicted model, not a curated record. Lineage: Eukaryota; Viridiplantae; Streptophyta; Magnoliopsida; Malvales; Malvaceae. Bases 171 to 971 code for a protein of 266 amino acids. The transcript has 2 exons.